This is a messenger RNA of Gaeumannomyces tritici R3-111a-1, 1263 nucleotides long. RefSeq lists its product as hypothetical. The record is from RefSeq and is a predicted model, not a curated record. The transcript has 4 exons. Bases 1 to 1263 code for a protein of 420 amino acids. Lineage: Eukaryota; Fungi; Ascomycota; Sordariomycetes; Magnaporthales; Magnaporthaceae.
AUGUCCGGGGCCGAGGCCGUCAUUGGCACUAUUGCCAGUGUUGUCGCCGUCUGCACUUCAGCGCGCGAUGGCUACAAGUCCAUCCAGGAUAUGCGCGACCUCCCAGUGAUAUUUCGGCAGGUCGAACCCAAAAUCUCAAUCAUCAUCGGCACUCUCGAGACGAUCCAGGAGGAGGCCCGCACUGCCACUAUUGUUCGACUCGAGGAGAUCAACAAGGUCGCCGCGUCAUGCCAGCCAAAGGUGGACAAGCUCAGCCUGAUCUCGGAGAAGCUCAAGGUCGACGAUUCCAACUCCUUGAUCGACAAGUACGUCUCGAUUGUCCGCCGAUGGGGGAAAAAAGGACGCGUUGAGGACCUCCUCAAAGAUCUCAUCCAGGCGAUGGUCCGUCUUGCGGCGCACUGCUCAGUUGCAACCGCGCGCGAACAGCAGCUGUCCCUCCUGAAGCAGGCCCUGACCGAUCUUGAGGAAACUGGGCAGUCGAUCCCUGAUUCUAUGUUGGAGGCUAGAGGAACAAGCAUCUCGAUUGCAGGCACUGGCACGCAGCAAAACCAGAUCGGCAACAAUAACACCCUGAACAGCACCGGAGGGGGGCAUGUCUUUGGGAGCCCCCCGAGAAUUCUCACAACAGAUGAGGCUUGCUUGCUGUGGAUCAAGGGGGAUCCAGGCAAGGGAAAGACUAUGUUGCUUUGCGGGAUUAUCAACGAGCGCAAGACCAUCAACCCGGGAAUUCUGCUUAACAUCCUUCGACGCCCACUCCUGGUCCAGAACUCGGGCGACGCCCAUGCCUUCCUUGUCAUCGAUGCGCUUGACGAGUGCACGAUCUUAUCCACCUGCCCAAGAGUUAAAUGGAUCGCUUCCAGCCGAAGCUUUUACAAUAUCGAAGAACGGCUGCGGACUGCGGAACAAAUUUCCCGACUAUCCCUUGAGCUCAACAAGGACUCCGUAUCUGCUGCCGUCAAAGCCUCCCAUCUCUUCAAGAACUUUCAGGGCACCUUCCUCUGGGCGGCAUUGGCUAUCCGGGCACUAUACGAUGUUGCCAUCCCCUCCAAGGUCCACCCCACGCUGAGAUCAUUUUUACCUGGAUUCGAUAGCCCGUACGAAAGGGCAAGGUACGAGAAAUUCAAUCUUUUCGUCAACUCUACUUCCCCAGGAUACCUUGACUUGAUGGGGCUCAUUGGGCUGAGUGUCGAAGUGAUCAAGGAGCUGAUAGAGGCUGUCUGCCAGACGAAACCGAAUCCUGUAUGGCGCCUGGGGAGUCGCUGA